AUGUGCAAAAACAACCUAUUGAAAUAAGAAGUGAAAUAUUCCUUAAACUAUUUGAUCUGUCUCUUUUUUUUGGGAUUGGAAAUUGAACUUCAGAAUGAUCUAAAUGUUAUUCAAAUUCUUUCCAUAAUCAUUAUUGUUAUUUCAAUUGCUUUUAGAGUACUCUAUUCAAUUUAGAAAAUUUCAUGGAAAAUAGGUAUGUUAUAUUCAUAUAUUAAGAUAUCUCUCCCAUCUUCUUUUGGUUACUAACAUUAGCAAGAAUUAAUAGUGCAAAUAAUUUAAAAUAAGAGUCACAUUCCUUUCUUUUUUAUACUCUAGGCUUUAUGAAUGGUCAAUAUAAUAACACAUUUAGUAUAUAGAAUGAAAAUCCCAUAAUAUUUAAAGGCAAAAUAUGUGUUCAAAUUAUAAUUUUUGUUACUUGCUUAUCUCUUACUAAUUAAAUUAAACUUGGGAUUAUAUUUGUAUUAAUAAUUUUAUGUAUCAUGAUUGGAUUAAAUGAAAUUUUUUAUAGAUAAGUAUAGAGUGAAUUUGAAAUUUAAGUUAAAGAAAAUAAAUAAAACAGACUCUUUAAUGAACUAUCAUUUCAAUAAAUUUUAAAAUCUUAAACAAAACCUUCAAAUGAAGAAUAAAUAUUUAUAAAACAUUCAAGAGGUUGUCCUCUUGAAUCCAUUGCUGAAGAUGAAGAGUUACCUGAAUCUAAAUAAAAAUAACAGAAUGCUUCAAACUCAACAAAAUCAUCUCUUUGGGGUAAUUUUGUAUUCUAAUGCGAUGAUUACAUAAUUAAAUUUUCAUUUAAUGCUUAUUAAAAUAAUUCUCUUUUAUAAAACUCUGUUAGCAAUUAUUCAUUUAGUAAAUUCCUUUAAGAUAAUAAUAUCACAUUUGUAGAUUUUUUAUCAGAAAUGAAGGUUUUUAAUGAUAUUCAUUGGACUUAAUUUGAUAUACAAAGUCCAGAAUUUAAGAAAUAACAAAGUCUUUAUGAUUGGUUAUAAUAUCAUUUAGAAUAGUAUAAAAUGAUUGAAUAACUUCAAUCAAAGAAAUCUUUUAAAUAAUUAGAAGGAGUAGAUCCUUUAUAACUAAGUAAUCUUUCCAAUCAAAAAUCUUUAUUGAUGGAUCUUAUUAUGGAGAAAUCUAUUAUGGGAUUAUCAUCUAUUCCAUAUUAAUAAAGUUCAUCAGAAGCAAUAAAUCUUAGAAAUAAUAAAAUGAAUCUAUUUGGAAGAAUAAAAACAAAUAAAAUUUUAUGUGAUUUAUAAAUCAAAUUUUAUAUUUUUGAAGAAGUAUAAAAUAUAUUUAAAUUAAUUAGGAAUCUGAUGGUUUGGCCAUAGUAUUUUUGAUGAGAGAUAUUGAUAAAUUAGUAUAAUCAAUAAAAUAGAAUGUUAAAAAUAUUGAAUUAUUAGAUAUUGCUACAAAGUUUAUAUAGAAUUAAGCUUGUAAAAUAACUGAUAUUCAUAAAUGGAUUCGUGAAAUAAAGAGUCCAUCUAGUUUAAUUGAAACAGAUUAAUUGAGUCGAUUGGGUACUUCAGUUCGAAAAAGAACUUAUUCAUUAAGUUCUAAUAUAAAUAGUGUUGAGGAAGGAUAAUCAGAUAUAUCUGAGAAAGUUUAGAUACGUAAGUCAAAUCAUUUAUAGUAAUUCUUAUCAAAAUUGUAAUUUGAUUUCUUUUAAGUUGAAUAAGAUAAUUUUAAUUUUGUUGAAGUAUUUUAAUAAACAGAAAAGAUUUUGUUCGAUAGAAAAAAGAUAGAUAUAUCAUAAACAGUUCAUUUAUUAUUUGAUCAAUUUUAACAUAAUCAUAUACUUAUCAAAUAUGGAGUUAAGUUGAUGUUGAUUGACAAUAAUCUAUAUGAUAAAAAUAUAAUUACAGAUGCAAGGUUAAAUAUAAAUUUAUUUAUUUUAGAAAAUUUAAAUAAUUAUUGAUUAAUUUAAUUAAUAACUCUAUUUAAGCAUAUUAAUAUGAAUAAUAUUUGUAAUAGCCAAAUGAAAUUGAAAUUAGUGUAUGGAAUUAUUAUGAAGAUAUUCAUUUUACUAUAACAGAUUAUGGUUGUGGACUUACUUAAAAUUAAUUAAAUCAAUCAAGAUUGUAAGAGUGUAAAUUAGGUUUGGCAGCAUCUUAAAGAUUAUUGUAUUAAUUAAGUGGUGGAAAAAGGUAAUUAACUAUAUAAUGUAUGAAUUAAAAAACAAAUACAUCCUUUUAAUUGCCAAGAAUUUUAAUGGAAGAUAAAAUUAUAUAAAACAAUGAAUUUGAUUAUGAAUAUAUUAAAUUUAUUAAUUCUUGA
This is a messenger RNA of Paramecium primaurelia, 2265 nucleotides long. The record is from the annotation of a GenBank genome assembly. Lineage: Eukaryota; Ciliophora; Oligohymenophorea; Peniculida; Parameciidae.